Molecule: messenger RNA, 963 nt
Organism: Magallana angulata
Lineage: Eukaryota; Metazoa; Mollusca; Bivalvia; Ostreida; Ostreidae
Exons: 1
Coding region: 1-963 (320 amino acids)
Molecular function (GO): nucleic acid binding; zinc ion binding
Source: RefSeq, a predicted model, not a curated record
AUGACUGAAGGUUUAGAACAAGCCACAAAUAUUGUUGCUGGUACGAUACAGCAAGGGUUUACUGAACUUAGUACGACAGUGAAUGAGAAACUCAAACAAAUUAAAAUCGCCAUUAAAAAGCAAGAAAUCAUAAUUGAUACGCCUCCUUUUUCGGGGAAGCCGUCGGAAUUCCGGGCUUGGAUAAAUGCAAUAAACAAAGCUUUGGUCUUAAAUCCCCAUUUGACAGAUGAUGAAAAAGUCCGUCUUGCUCUAAGACAUAGCAGGGGGGAUGUAAGUGACUAUAUCGGUCUGUACAUUGAACAGCGCGUGCAUGACCAAACUGUAGAAAGGGGAUGGGGGCACCUGAAAAACCAACUAAUUUUAAGAUUUGGGGAAUGUAAUGACAAACAUCACGCAUAUGCAUCCCUGUUCAAAAUUAAACAAAAACCUGAAGAAAAUGUCCAAGUGUACAGCACUCGACUCUCUCGACUGGCCCUCGACGCAUUUGACAGCCUUGACCCUCCUGAGGUACAGCGCCAGUUGGUACAAUUGUUCAUUGACGGUAUGUCUGACGAUCACAUGAAAAUCAAAAUCAUGCAUCAAAAGCCGACUGCGCUGACGGCUGCCGCGGAUAGCGCGCUUUCAAUACAGAACUUUCAUACCGAGGUUAAAAUGCGGUUAGGGAAAGAGUUUGUCCCGACGCGAGAUCCGGAAGAGGUGGUAUUUCCCAGGCUCAGACCUGUCGCGCCUGAUCCGCCUUACCCUACCCCAACUUUAAUUCCUCAAAACCCCAUCCCUGCCCCUCGCACUAUUUUACCUAUGGAAAUAGGUCACAUGCGGUAUAGAAGAAGGCCCAGAACUAAACAAUUUGAGAAUGCAUGCUUUAAUUGUAAAAGAGAAGGUCACAUAGCUCGAAAUUGCCCCGAAAGAACAAGACAGCCCCAAGCUCGAAAACGUCCCACCCCGAAAAACCGUUUAAACUAG